GAGGGGCAGAGCGGCGCGCCGGAAGUGGGCGGGGCCUGCACAGCCAAGAUGGCGGCGGACACGGAGGGGCUGGAGCUCCGCCUGCGGCUGCCGCUCCCCUCCCCCCACGUGGCUCACGUGGCUCUGGGCUCCCUGCGGCCUGACCUGAACCCCCCCCACGGAGGGGGAGGGGCGAGGGCGGAGCUAGAGCGCGAGGGGGCGGAGCUUCACGCGCGCUGGGUGGCCCCUGGGGCACGUGGUCUCCGGGGCGGGGUCACGACCUUCCUGGAGCUGCUGGGAUUGGUCCUGGAAACCAUUGAGCGCUUCGGGGGGGAGGGGCCUGACCCCGCCCCGCCCCUCCCCCCACAGAGCUGAUUUGGGGCAAAACGAGGCCGUUUCGGGUCUGUGACCCCCCCUCCCCCCCCAAUAAAGACACAAA
Melopsittacus undulatus (budgerigar) is the source of this 418-nucleotide messenger RNA. RefSeq names its product L antigen family member 3 (gene LAGE3). The record is from RefSeq and is a predicted model, not a curated record. The coding region runs from base 49 to 354 and encodes 101 amino acids. Lineage: Eukaryota; Metazoa; Chordata; Aves; Psittaciformes; Psittaculidae. Gene Ontology annotation, cellular component: EKC/KEOPS complex. The transcript is spliced from 3 exons.